GACCAUCCGGCAUCGCAUCGCAUCGCAUCGCAUCGGCCCCAACGGUAAGUGUGUUUCACCCUCGGCUCCAAAAGAAAACACUGCCAUCGUCUUCUGUAGAAGGAAUUACAAGGUUUCGUUUUCAAUUUCUCAUGCUCUUAGAUCUCUCUUUUCCCCUACCCUUAGUCUAUUAUUACGGUUUUUCAAGAGAGUAUAAACUAUAUUGUCAAGUCACCUGCUUCAGCAUUUACGUCCUCCGGCCUCACAACUGGCUCCAGCAUACAAAUUUCACUACCAGUCAGAGAGAGAAACGAGACGAAUACAGAAAAUAACCCUGACUAAACAGUCCACCUGGGACUGAUACCAGCUUUCUUCGCCUCUUUUGCUCCAUCAUAACGAAUUUCCUCAGGAUGGAUAUUUUGCAAAUCGUCAAGACUGAUCUGUUUUUUCUGCUCUCAUUAGAGGGGACAGUGACCUGGCUUCUAGAUGGCCUGAAAGUUAAGCAGAAGAAUUAAAGCAGCGUGGUUAUUUUUAGCUCUCUACAGGCAUAAAAACACAGCCCUGAGCUGUGACCCACAGCAGAACAUCACAGCACGCACCGUCCCCCCCGUAGCUGGGAGCGCGGCCCCGGUGCCUCCCGGUGCCGCUCCUCGCUGCAUCACCGGAGCCGAGUCGGAGCGCUUUUAGGACCAGAGCCUGUGGCUGCCGGCAUCUUUUUCAAACAGACGGAGCUACGUUCAAAAGGCAGACCGUUAUAUAAUUUGCGAAGAUUAAACAGGGACGCAUCCGGAAGAACAAUAUACGCCCAAGAAAAACAUAGCUUCGUCACUAAUUCAAGCAAACUCUCUGGCAACAUCACCACAUCGGAUCCAUCAACUUACCAGGCUGAGCAUGCCACUUUUUGGCUGGAUGAAAUGGCCAAAAUACGAUGCCUACAAACCCGCACACUGUCCUGGCUCAGACGUAGUGACAAAGACUCUGCUUCGGGAAUUAAAGUGGCAUCUGAAGGAGCGAGAGAGACUAAUACAAGAGAUUGAAAAUGAACAAAAAGUAAAAAAAACGGGAGUGGAUUACAACUGGCUGAGAAACUACCAGAACCCCCACAUGACCAUCCCGGCUACUGAACAAAGACAACUUGAAGUCCUUUGCUCACAAGUUCAACCUUGUCAGACCGGAACUAUUCUCAGCAGAUUUCGAGAAGUUUUAGCAGAAAACGAUGUACUGCCAUGGGAAAUAGUCUACAUCUUCAAGCAAGUUCUGAAAGACUUCCUAAACAGUACUGACAAAGGCAACCAGCAGGAAGGCCUGGAAGAGUCAAGGAACACAGACUGUCCUGUUCCUUCCGUGAUGCCAGGCUCAAGCUCCAAGAGUUCAGACAAAGACGAAAUACCCACUAUUUCCAGUUACGUGGACAAAACCACAAAGAACAGGUUCCCAGCAUUCUCACACAGAAUAUGGAACCUACCAUAUUAUUACCCAUCAAGUUAAGUUACUUAUAACCAGAGGAGUUUCUAUGACCACCUUUAGAAGCAGAACUCUUAAUAUGAAAAGAAAAAGUGAUGUGAUUUCAUGUUUUGUUGCAAAGUCAGAUGUUAAGUAGUGUUUAACUCUGCAUCCUAGGUUUUAAGUAGUGUUCCUUUUUUAACCACUCUACAAAUGCAAUGUUUUAUUAAACAGUCUACUUUUAACUAAAAUGGUUCCAAAUAUUUUGAAAAAAAUGUUUGAAGUAUUUUCUUAUACCUCAAACAUCUCUCACAGGAACAUAGGCAUUUUAUUUAGUAUGAAACUGGACAAAUUCUGUGUGGAAAUUAGACAUUAACCUUGACUUUUAUUCUGAAAGGAAGCUGUAUAGAAUAAAAUAAAUGACUGAUGUGAA
This is a messenger RNA of Neofelis nebulosa (Clouded leopard), 1855 nucleotides long. RefSeq names its product RD3 like (gene RD3L). NCBI's taxonomy places the organism in Eukaryota, Metazoa, Chordata, Mammalia, Carnivora, Felidae. The record is from RefSeq and is a predicted model, not a curated record. The transcript has 4 exons. The coding region runs from base 871 to 1467 and encodes 198 amino acids.